AUGUCAUCUGGUGGUGAACAAUUUGGUAACAAAAUACCACCGCGUCGUCCUUGGACCAUGCCAGCGGAACAGCAGCAGCAGCAGAAGCAGAAGCAGAAGAAGGUGAAGGACACAAACAAGCAGCAGGGGGCGCCUACAGAUUCGGCUUGUGCCCAGGCCGCCAUCAAGGCGCUCUCACUCUUUCAGGCAGCCAACUCCAAGGCGGCACAGGGUCCUGCGCCCUCAACACCAUCGAAUGCAGAACCUCAGGCGCCGUCCGGACCAUCCGGUGGUCAAGAGCAAUCCGGCGCUCAGUUCGGCACCUCAGCUGUCCCUCCCACUCCAUUGGCACCAUCUGAUGAUCCACAGGCUGCGGCGGAUCAUCCGGACCCUGAGGCAGACGGUGACCUCUCUUCUUGUUCUCCUGACACACCCAUGGCGGAGCCGGACGACACCACGGCUGGGCAGGCCAAGCGCCGGAUGUCGGCCCCAUCCCCAGCAAAGCAUGACCCCAAGCGUCCAGCUAUUGGCGAUGAGGCUUCAGGCCGCCCUCGCGCUCCGGUUCGGUCUGGGUCCAUCUCAACCGUCCAUCCGGUUGCCCCUCUGCCUUGUGCCAUUCACAAAGGAGGGGGCAUCCCGAUCAUCCCUGCAUCCCGUUGCUUCUCCGAGCAGGUAAAGUACAUGCUCGAGUUUGUCAACCCGGAGGCUCUGACUGCGCUGUUUGACUCUGCGGAGCAAACCUUCGAAGACGUCCGGGGCAUGGAGACCCUCCGGCGGGCUGUCCGUGACACAGUUGACCAAAGGGAGGUUCAACACAGAGCGGCUACCGGUGAACCGGCAUCCCGCCCGGAUGAGCAGGUGACCUUCCAGUUCGGUCUUACUGGUCCGGCGUCCAGGCUGCCGAGGCAGGUUUAUUACGAAUUUUAA
Coniophora puteana RWD-64-598 SS2 is the source of this 906-nucleotide messenger RNA. RefSeq lists its product as uncharacterized. Lineage: Eukaryota; Fungi; Basidiomycota; Agaricomycetes; Boletales; Coniophoraceae. The coding region runs from base 1 to 906 and encodes 301 amino acids. The transcript is spliced from 5 exons. The record is from RefSeq and is a predicted model, not a curated record.